AUGAUAUUGUCACCUCUUUCGCGGCAGCAGACUGCUCUGCGAAUAUGCCGGCCUCUCAUCCAAACCCAAUGCCUCUACAACCCCAAAACGCAACGACGGCGUAUCCAUAAUGUGCCCCUGCUUGUCCAUGGCGAAGCUUUCAAAACCGAUGGCGUACCUGGCAUGCUAUCGAGUGAUGCAUUCGACUUGGCCUGGCAUCAAUAUCAAGGCCACCUCGUCGACCGCCUUAACAGGCUAACAGCCGGUACAUCCUCCCCUGCCUGGAUCUGCUCUACUGGGACCUCGAUCACCAACACCUGCUAA
This is a messenger RNA of Letharia columbiana, 303 nucleotides long. RefSeq lists its product as uncharacterized. The record is from RefSeq and is a predicted model, not a curated record. Lineage: Eukaryota; Fungi; Ascomycota; Lecanoromycetes; Lecanorales; Parmeliaceae. The transcript has 2 exons. Bases 1 to 303 code for a protein of 100 amino acids.